AUGGCCGUCGGAAUAGUGCUAACGCUCUUCCUGCUCUUCGUGACGUUUCUCGUGAGCUACGUCCGCGUGCUGGUGGAGUGGCGUCGCAAAGUGUACAUCACAUCCGUGCCGUACGUGAAGGCGAGGAGCCGCCAGCAGAGUGAACCGCCGCAGCCCGUGACGAAGGAGUUCGCUCAGGCGCCCGGACCGGCUCCGUGGCCAAUUUUGGGCAACUUGCCACUCCUGGCGCACCACGAAAACCCCUUCCAGGCCUUCACGGAGCUCAGCCACAAGUACGGCGACGCGUACAGUCUCACACUCGGCACGACCAGGUGCUUCGUCGUGAACAGUCUGGAGCUGAUCCAGGAGGUUCUCAGUCAGAAUGGGAAAUUCUUUGGCGGACGCCCGGACUUUCUGCGCUUCCACAAGCUCUUCGGUGGCGACAGGAACAACUCUCUGGCCUUGUGCGACUGGUCGAAUUUGCAGCAGAAGCGACGCAAUUUGGCCAGGAGGCACUGCUCCCCGCGUGACAACUCAGACUACUACCGCAAGAUGUGCGACAUUGGCUGCCUGGAGAUGGGCGAGUUCCUGCGCGUGCUGAAGGACAAGGUGGGCACUGGGCGUGAGAUGCACGUGAAGGAAGUGCUCCAGGCCACGGCGGCGAAUAUGUUUUGCCACUACAUGUGCUCCAUCCGCUUCGAUUAUGCCGAUCAGGACUUCCUCAAGAUCGUCCACUGCUUCGACAAGAUCUUCUGGGACAUCAAUGAAGGCUACGCUGUUGACUUUCUGCCCUGGCUUCAGCCCUGCUACACCAAACUCCUCAACAGGAUCUCCUCCUGGUCCACUGAAAUCAGGAAAUUCAUCCUCAAGCGAAUCAUUGAGGAUCGUGAGUUGUCUCUGGACGUUGAGGAGGAUGAAUCUGACUUCACUGACGCUCUCCUCAAGAGCAUCAUCGCUGAUCCCUCUGUGACUCGAGAUACCAUCAUUUACAUGCUGGAGGACUUCAUUGGCGGCCACUCUGCGAUUGGAAACCUCGUGAUGAUCUCUCUGGGAUAUGUGGCGCUCCAUCCCGAAGUAGGCCAGCAGAUUCAGGCGGAGAUUGACCGGGUGACUGAGCGGAAGCGACCAGUGACGCUCUUCGACAAGGAGAAUCUUCCCUACACCAUGGCAGUGCUGUUCGAGACGCUGCGCUACUCAUCAUCACCGAUCGUGCCUCACGUGGCCACGGAGGACGUGGCUGUGUCCGGCUACGGCAUCACCAAGGGCACAGUGGUGUUCAUCAACAACUACAAGCUCAACACCAGCGACAAGUACUGGGAGGAGCCCAAGACGUUCAAUCCCACGCGCUUCCUGGAGAACGAGGACGGAUCCAGGUAUCGUCUGAAGAAGAACUUGCCUCACUUCUUGCCAUUCAGUAUCGGGAAGCGCACGUGCAUUGGCCAGAACCUCGUGAGAGGCUUUGGAUUUGUGAUGCUGGCCAGUAUCAUGCAGAACUACAAUAUUUCCUGCACGGAUCGCAGCGCCAUCAAAAUGUAUCCCGCCUGCGUGGCACUUCCGCCGGAUGCCUUCCCACUCACGCUGACCCCUCGCAACGCCCCCGAGUAGACACACCCCCGCGGACUCCCUGAAAACCUAAACCA
Messenger RNA from Phlebotomus argentipes, 1619 nucleotides. It is a transcript of the gene spo, whose product is annotated as cytochrome P450 307a1. The record is from RefSeq and is a predicted model, not a curated record. The transcript is spliced from 3 exons. Gene Ontology annotation, molecular function: monooxygenase activity; iron ion binding; heme binding. The coding region runs from base 1 to 1584 and encodes 527 amino acids. Lineage: Eukaryota; Metazoa; Arthropoda; Insecta; Diptera; Psychodidae.